This is a messenger RNA of Vitrella brassicaformis, 912 nucleotides long. The record is from the annotation of a GenBank genome assembly. NCBI's taxonomy places the organism in Eukaryota, Vitrellaceae.
GUAUACACAAUUGUGUCAACAGUCAUCAUGCCAGCAGUUGGUGCUUUGGCACGGUGAUAGAUUCUGACAUACACAAAAUGCUACCGUGAGGCACUGGCAGACAGACAGACCUAGUUCGCUCUCUAGAGCCCAACAGGAUGUCUGUGUCCUUUACGCCUCCUUCUCAAUCAGAUAGGUCACCCCGUCGCUCCUGCUGAAAUCGUAGGUCUCGUGGUCGACUAGAUUUGUGUCGCUCAGCUCCAAGUUGUAAAAAGACACGGGAUGCGGCUGAUCAAACAGGGGGCCGGCAUGCCAUGUGCCGAUCUCCAUCUUGAUGAACGCAUCACCUGCAGAAACCAGACGCACAACACAUUCAUUCAUUCAUUCAUUCGUGAAUCCCUCAUAUGUGCCCAUCUUCUAUCCCAUCUCACCAGGUAUUCGAAAGACCUUGAGCCUCUCCACAUCAGGGCGGCUGCUGCUGAGGUCGGGAGGCGCCACGGCCAUGUACCACGGCUCGCCAUUGAUAGCACCCAGGCAUUGAGUCACCUGCUUGUGCCUCGUGAUGGUGCUGAAGGAAAGGCCCCGCUGCGGCAGCCUCAUAAUGUAGAAUCGAGGCGUGCCCCUAUCCAGCUGAAGCGCUGCAUCUUCGUCGUUGAACUCCUUCCCAUCAACCUGUGCCUGUUGCAACUGAAUCAUACACACAUAAUGAGGAAGAUGUGCGAUGAAUGUCAGUCUGUGAAAUCGCGUGUGUGCAUGCGCUGUACCUGCCCGUAGGGCUUGAAGUUGUCAACGGUGACAUUCUCCGCUCGAAUGAGCUUGAUCUGCGGCUCAGGUCCACUCAUCUCACCGUUUGGAACCAAUCGAAAACACGCGACGGGGACGAUGAGUACUGAGAGAGCCGCCAGAGGCGUCAAAGCCGUGACUUUCAUCCGA